GUUUUGCUAAGAAAAUUUUGAUCCAAUAGUUGUAGCUGCUGCGGGAGCUGAAGAACAGCACAAGAAUGACAGUUCUUCUUCGUUGGAUGAUGCAUCUCUCAAGAGUUAGUGUUCAAGCAGUCUUCUAGCUAAUUGGCAAAUGUUGCAAUCACCAGAUACUACCAAUUGGGAAAAUGUCGGCAAGGGAAAAAAAGGUGAUAACAUGAAUCCACUUAAUCCUCAAGUAGACCCCGUUGCUGUAUUAAGUGACUCCCCCAUUCAUCAAGACGGCAGGAGCAAAACAGGACGAAUAAAACGCCCUGCGCCCCUGAAGAUAAAACAUGUGCGGAAAUGGAGUCGAGAUGAUGUUGAUUCUCCCUCACGAGGGACUGAGAAUGGGGGAAGGAGAACUCCCUUUGAGUCACCUCUUCAUCGUAAUGCGGGUGAUAGCACUCCAAGGAGAGCUUCUCGCCACGGUGACCGAAGUCUUGAUGUUCCACCCCUGCAUCAUGCAAGGAUUGGAGGAGGUGGUGGUAGAGGGGGGUAGCGCGGUUUCUUCUCCCACAUGGGAAAAAAAAGGUUCAUCUGAAGGUGGCCGUGCAAUAGCUCCCUCAACACCUUCUAGAUCUCGUCUUAGACCAGUCACAAAAGGUGAUGACACGCCGGAUCACAACCUAGUAAUUCCGAAAUUCGGAGAUUGGGAUGAUACUGAUCCAUCAUCAGCAGAACAGUUUAGCCAAGUAUUUGACAGAGUGCGGGGUGAGAAGCAGAGUGAGGCAGGGAAAGUACCUGUAAUGCCAACUGAAACGCCCGACCCAAACAAUGACAAGCCAUUAAAAAAUGAGAGUUCCAAGGGCUGUUCUUGCUUUCCAUGGAUUGGGAAGUAGUGACUACUUGGUCUUCAAAUUGUGGAGGAGGAAACACAACUUACUGGAGGCACUUAUACAACAGGUUUCUUGGAAGUUCAAUCAUUUUGUUCUGUAUGCUUUGUCCAAGUUCUAAGUAUAAUUUUCUUUUGUUGCUUUCCAUGAAAGACAUUGGAAAAAGUUGUUCAAGAACAAACUAAGAGAUUUUGUUUCUUCAUGUCAAACAUUUUGACAUGAUAGUCUGGUUUCGUGUAAUUUGUACGGAGUAUUUUAUACGGUGUAAUAUUCCUUAAAAACUGACUCCCAUCUAUAUACAUGAGAUCACAUUGCCUU
Messenger RNA from Cuscuta epithymum, 1178 nucleotides. NCBI's taxonomy places the organism in Eukaryota, Viridiplantae, Streptophyta, Magnoliopsida, Solanales, Convolvulaceae. The record is from the annotation of a GenBank genome assembly.